CCGCACACUAUUUAUAUUUCGGAAAGGCAAAAUAUAGUUCAUAAGUAUGCAGACAUGGAAACUUUCCAUGGGAAUUAACGGGAAUAUAUGAGAAUUAAUGGGAAUAAACUGGGAAUUUAAAAAAAUACAAAGUUGCCUAUAACAGGAAAUACAUUUUCCUAAAUUUCCAAAUAAUUCCCAUAAAAUUCCCAUGAAGUUUUCUGGUGAUCCUGUCUGAUUUCUUUACUAAGGUGAGCACAAAACAUUUACUUAUGUGUAUGUCUCUGACACACACUCCGCACACUAUUUAUAUUUCGGAAAGGCAUAAUAUAGUUCAUAAGUAUGCAGAGACAUGGAAACUUGCCAUGGGAAUUAAUGGGAAUAUAUGAGAAUUAAUGGGAAUAAACUAGGAAUUUAAAAAAAUACACAGUUGCCUAUAACAGGAAAUAUAUUUUCGUAAAUUUCCAAAUAAUUCUCAUAAAAUUCCAAUGAAGUUUUCUGGUGAUCCGGUCUGUUUUCUUUACUAAGGUGAGCACAAAACAUUUACUUGUGUUGGAUGUCUCUGUACAAUUUUCAUUGUGACACACACUCCGCACACUAUUUAUAUUUCGGAAAGGCAUAAUAUAGUUCAUAAGUAUGCAGAGACAUGGUAACUUUCCAUGGGAAUUAAUGGGAAUAUAUGAGAAUUAAUGGGAAUAAACUGGGAAUUAAAAAAAAUACACAGUUGCCUAUAACAGGAAAUAUAUUUUCGUAAAUUUCCAAAAAAUUCUCAUAAAAUUCCCAUUAAGUUUCCUGGUCAUCCUGUCUGUGUUCUUUACUGAGGUGAGGACAAAACAUUUACUUAUGUGUAUGUCUCUGACACACACUCCGCACACUAUGUAUUUUUCGGAAAGGCUUGAUAUAGUCCAUAAGUAUGCAGACAUGGAAACUUUCCAUGGGAAUUAACGGGAAUAUAUGAGAAUUAACAAGAAUUAAUGGGAAUAAACUGGGAAUUUAAAAAAUACACAGUUGCCUAUAACAGGAAAUACAUUUUCCUAAAUUUCCAAAAAAUUCCCAUAAAAUUCCCAUUAAGUUUUCUGGUCAUCCUGUCUGUGUUCUUUAGGUGAGCACAAAACAUUUACUUGUGUUGGAUGUCUCUGUACAUUUUUCAUUGUGACACACACUCCGCACACUAUUUAUAUUUCGGAAAGGCAUAAUAUAGUUCAUAAGUAUGCUGACAUGGAAACUUUCCAUGGGAAUUAACGGGAAUAUAUGAGAAUUAACGGGAAUAUAUGAGAAUUAACAAGAAUUAAUGGGAAUAAACUGGGAAUUUAAAAAAUACACAGUUGCUUAUAACAGGAAAUACAUUUUCCUAAAUUUCCAAGUACUUCCCAUAAAAUUCCCAUUAAGUUUCCUGGUCAUCCUGUCUGUGUUCUUUACUGAGACUGUCUUUAGGAUUGUGGUGCUCGGGAUAUGGGAUUAUAUAGAGAACAAAGUUGAGGUAUUUGAUGGUGCUGUAAUUGUACUCUCUCUGGCCCCAAUGGUGGCCUCAACCGUGGCAAACGGCCCCAGCAGCCCCUGGGACGCCAUCAGCCUCAUCAUCACCCUUCGCAUCUGGAGAGUCAAGAGAAUCAUUGAUGCGUAUGUUCUGCAGGUGAAGGUGGAGAUGGAUUUGGAGAUCCAACAGUAUGAGAAAACUAAAGCUGUGAGGGAGGAACAGCUGGAGAGACUCACACAGAUUUGUCAGGAACAGGCCUUUGAGAUCAGACAGUUGAGGGCUCACCUUGCACAGCAGGAUUUGGAUCUGGCCGCUGAACGGGAGGCCGCCAUGCAGAUGCACCAUGUGUGGGGAAAGCAAAGCAGCACUUUUCAGGAAAUAGAUGGCCUGGGACCCGCUGGAUCUGACACUGAGUGCAGGGCGAAUGCCAGAGAACCCAGACCACCUCCAGAGAGUGUCGUUCAGGAUGAUAUGAACAAUUACAUCAGCCAGUAUUACAGUGAGCCAAGUAGCGACAUCGGAGUACCCGACCCCGGUGCACGCGUCAUUACGACAGCAGCCAUCGACGUCCACCUUCCCACCAACCCCAACCAGCUGCCGCCUUCCCUCGUCAGUGCGGACGGCCCGGGCAGCGGCCAAGAACGCACAGUUAGCGAAGCGUCCAGCACGACCAUGUCCCGGUCCAGCUGCAGCUUCACGGCCCGGCAGCACAGCGUCAGCAGCCACACCUUGGGCUCCACCACUGACUGCAGCUCUACCGUACGAGAGGCCUCAACCUCCGACUACAGCGCCCAACACUGCUGCCCUCCUCCAUACUGCAGCCCGUUGGCCCUGGGGAUGCAACCCGGAGUUCACGACCCCAGCGCAGUGGUCAAAGAGCUGCUGUCCUCCUUGUCCGAGGACUCCUGCCUGGCACAGAAAGGCAGGGUAGACCCGGUCAACCUCAAGUUGCCCAGUCCGGCGGGGUCAGUGAAGGCCAGCCCAGAACUGGAGCAUAGGAUGAACCUAUACAACAAGAGGAACCAGGAACGUCUGGGCGUAUUCCAGACCAAGCCACUCAUUCACCUGCAGGGGACCGAGCCAUCGCUGGAGGAGAAGUACAGGCUAAUGGAGGGCACCGAUACGUCACUGAGCCAUAUACCAGACACAUAGAGCAUGAGUGUGGGACAGUGACCGCCAACACCAGCUGAAGCAGGAUCUCUUUCUCUCUAUCAAUUGCUUUUUCAUUGGCCGUGUCCAAAACCUGACAAGUAGUGUCACCUUGGGCAGUUUCCAAAAGUAGACAGGCAUCAAGUCACAUCCAUUGGGUGAAUAAAUAUCCAGACAGCAGACGACUCCGGACCAGAUUUGCGCCAAAGUCGGCAGCUCCGGUGAUUACCGCUUCAACUAACAAAAUGAGUUGUUUUGACACAUGGUUGGACUGACCAGGAUUUGGACAAACACAACAGCAAACAACUCCGCACGAGAUCUGCACCGUAGCCGCUGACUUCGGCGCAGAUUUGGCCCAGAGUUGUUUUGCCGUCUGGGGAGGUACCUUCAUCAAUGCUGUCUGUUAAGUAACAGCAGCAUUUUGGUUUUGGACACAGCCAAUCUGUCUCUCUCUCUCGUCUCAGAAGGCACUACUAACACACACUCUCCAGGUUUCAUGCUGUCAGAAAGGGGCACAGGAAGUGACAUACAGGGUAGCACCCUCUGCUACCUGCCCCAUGCAUUGUUUCUCCUUACAAGUGCACAUUUCUCUCCAAAUCUGCAAGAGCACUUGAACUGUCACUCCUGCCAAAAUUGCACAACCUUCCUAGGAGUCAGGGAGAGGUACUUCGGGAGCCAUCAUCGGAAGAUUCUUCAGGAAUUUCAGUGUGUGCGUGUUGGGCGUGUAUGAAACCAGCGUAGACACACUUAAUUUUUUGGGACCGUAGACGGCAGUGUUGCUGGAGGACUUGUGUGUUUUCAUUCAGGGCGGCGUGGGAGGGUGUGGUUUUGUUUUCUUUGCAGUUUAUAUUCGUCGAUUUGUUUAUUUGUACGAAAUGUAACUGACACACAAUGUACAGUCCUUCUCCCCCCCCAAUGCUGCAGGGUUUUACAUUUGAUCCACGUUCAAAUGUGUGAAGCUGUGUGACUCAGCCAAAUUUCUUACCUUUGCCUUUCUUACAUUACUUAUGCCGAUGUUUGUAUUCGAAUUCUAUGCGAGAAAAAAGUGCUAAACUCAAGUAUUUUUAAAACGCGAAAAGCGACAGGCGAACAUUUCAGGUAUACAGUAUUAGAAGAUUUUUAUGAGAAAUUACAGUUAGAAUGUUGUCAUACAUACCCCCUAACACCCCCAUCCCAAUCGCAUGAGCCUUUGAAAAGAUCUAUCUGCUUUCUGACUGAGGCAAACUAAUCCUGUGUUAUUAAUGAGUGAUUUUAUAAACUGAUGAUGGAGAUUGUCAAGCAAUUAAAAAGUUGGUUGAUC
Molecule: messenger RNA, 3905 nt
Organism: Paramisgurnus dabryanus
Lineage: Eukaryota; Metazoa; Chordata; Actinopteri; Cypriniformes; Cobitidae
Gene: tmem266
Product: transmembrane protein 266
Cellular component (GO): plasma membrane; dendrite
Molecular function (GO): voltage-gated channel activity
Source: RefSeq, a predicted model, not a curated record